Molecule: messenger RNA, 5526 nt
Organism: Pogona vitticeps (central bearded dragon)
Lineage: Eukaryota; Metazoa; Chordata; Lepidosauria; Squamata; Agamidae
Source: RefSeq, a predicted model, not a curated record
UCCUCCUCGGGGGCCGGGCCGGGCUACCGUGGUUGCGAGAACGGGGCCCUGAUGGACAGCUUCGGCAUCUUCCUGCAGGGGCUCCUUGGCGUCGUGGCCUUCAGUCUCCUCAUGCUGAAACGCUUCAGAGAGCCAAAGCAUGAAAGACGGCCUUGGAGGAUAUGGUUCUUGGAUACUUCCAAACAAGCCAUAGGAAUGUUGUUCAUCCACUUUGCCAAUGUUUAUCUAUCAGACCUUACUGAAGAAGACCCUUGUUCACUGUACCUUAUCAACUUUCUACUGGAUGCCACCUUAGGAAUGUUGCUAAUUUAUGCUGGUGUGCGAGCAGUAAGCAGCAUUGUUGAAUGGCAGCAGUGGGAGUCUCUUCGCUUUGGUGAAUAUGGUGACCCACUGCAGUGCACUGCUUGGGUAGGCCAGUGUGCAUUGUACAUAGUGAUCAUGAUGUUUGAGAAAACUAUCAUCAUUAUAGUUCUCCUAAUACCUCAGUGGAAAGAGGUAGCUUUACUGAAUCCUAUAGAGAAUCCUCAGCUGGAGCUGGCUAUUGUCAUGCUGAUAGUCCCUUUCUUUGUAAAUGCUUUAAUGUUCUGGGUAGUCGAUAACUUCCUUAUGAAGAAGGGGAAGACAAAAGCCAAACUUGAAGAGAAAGAAUCAGGGCAAGAUUCAAGGAAUGGAAGCAAAGUUCGCUACAGAAGAGCAGCGUCACAUGAAGAAUCAGAGUCAGAGAUCUUGAUUUCAGCUGAUGAUGAAAUGGAAGAAUCAGAUGUUGAAGAAGAUCUUCGGAGAUUAACGAAUCUAAAGUCUGUUAAGAAAAAGAAGCAUCGAUUUGGUCUGCCUGUAUGACAAAAUCUGUAGCCUGUAUGUCUGCAGGUUUGUGACCAAACUCUCCAUGGUCAGUGGUUUUCACCUGGCAACAGUAAUGCCUACCGCAAAGAAACUGUGACUCAGAUAAAUGGAACACUUACCAUUGGAAAAGCUACCUGUUCAGUUGCACUAUUGAAACACUGACCAAAUAUGCAAGAGUAUCUUCUCAUCAUGUCUGGAAAAAGUCUUGUCACCAAGGUGAUGAGGAUGUGAUUCUUUAGAAGACAGAUCAUAGGACAUUGUCAUUUCAGCUAUGGUUCUUGAACAGUAUACUGAAACAGACAUCGGGAUUAACAGCAUUUCAGUCAAUAUGUUGUACUACUAAAAACUGGCUUUUGCAGCAUAUUCCUAGAACAGAAUAGUUUAAAGGUUACAAAUUGUAACUUCAUAUUCUUAUAUCAGUUAAUUAUGUAAGGGUACCUAUGGGACUCAUAGGUUGAACAAAGCUUUUUCUUUUCCCUUCCAAAUCUCCCAUAACCUGUUUUGAAGUUUUAUAUUUAAGUUUUAUUUUCAUACUGGGAUAUUUAUGGAUUCUCUUUGUCAUAGAAAAUGAUGCAGUUACUUUUUGUAAAUGGUAAAAAGGUCAAACUUCAGCAAAGUUGUUUUUAUUGUGUCACAUGUAAUAGGGCAGUAUGCUGACAAAGAGAAAUGACAGUCAAGUGGCUGUUAGAGCUAUAGCACCUUGCAUCAGAGUGGUGCACCAACCUGUCUUGAACCACACAGAGUUGAGCAGCAGGACUGCUUGGUAGAUUACACCUCUAGUCCCUUAUGAAGACAUGAGUACUGUUCCAUAUUUGUGUGGUUAUGUGCACUUUACCAUAAAUGCAACAAAUAUUUGCAGUGGUUUCUUCUGUAUGUCAGCCAGACACUGGAGAGACCAUGGUGGCUUCUUAAGUACUUAUGCUUUUAUUUAUACGAUCAACAGAUCAGAUGUAAGUAAUUAUAGGUCAUCUUAUCUCACAUCUCAGUUACUCCAAAGAAGAAGCAACAUUUCUUUAAAAAGCCAAACUGUUUUCUUCAAAAUAUUAGAGAUCCAUCACAUGACUGAGGACUCUGAGUGCUGUUGUAACAGGCAUUGUAACUCUGUCUUUCCUAACAGAAUCUUUGUGAGUACUCAGUAUGAUUCAAUUAACUCUCAUGAAAUUGCACUAAUCACUGUUGCUUAUUCUUCAGUUUAUUUUUGCAGUCCAGCAUUCCCAUUUCAGCUGGAAUAGAGCAGAGGUUUAGCAGGACAAUUAAAUGCAUCCAGUAAAUGUGUAAGGUACCUGCAGAUUUUGCUGCUGUCCUGUGAUUAAUGAAAAGAUGUCUGUGUCAGUAGAAUACUUGUAUAUGUAAUUUCAGCGACCAUCCUCCUGUAAACUUUCUGAUACCACAAAACAGUGAUUUCAGGAAAAAAAAUGCAUACCUAUAACCUACAGUAUCUGAAUAUCAGACUGUAUUUCAAGCCUUAAAACACAUUCACUAACAAGAGCUGAGAACUUUUUGAAGAUAUUUUUUUACAGUUUUUAUAUGUGUAGUCUGCCUUAAAUGUGGUAAGCUACACAAGUUGUUGGUUUUGGGGUGGGAGAACAUUGGAUAUUGGAGACAAGGUGCACGGCUCUAUUCCCCACUCCUCUCCAUUUUAGUAACCACAGUUCUGAGGCAAGUAGGAUCAAUCUCGCUGUCCAUAAAAGCAGAGCCAGCUCCAACAUUAAGCACAAUGGAGUAUCUGAUCAGGUACAAGCAAUAGAUAUAGAGGUGUGGAUAAAAACAAGUCGCAAUGUGUUGGGUGCUAGAACUGUGUACUGUAUACCAUAGGAACUUCUCUCCAUUUCCCCAAGGCACAUUCCUGUCUCCAGGUAUGGUGAAGGACAUGGCCCUGUGUCCAGCACUGAAGUAGCUGCUGGUCUGGUAGCCUUCUCUGUUUGGAAUGGGAGGGAAAGCCAUCUUGUUCUUCAUAGCAGUCAGCAAAAUAUCUUGGACUGACCCUCUGUGAGAGGCAUUUUACUGGACCAUACAUUUCAAGCUACAUAUAGGGACAGCACUGUCUUGCACUGCAACAUAUUUGCAAUACAUUGUUACUUGUUGGCGAUCAGGUUUAAAACAAAGGGAAGCCAAUUUUUAUCUAACUGUAAAACUCAAUGAAACCUCUAUUGUGAGGUAGGGAAAUGUCCUUGAUUAAUGUUGCCUCCUAACUUAUUUGUUUUUAUACUUCAAUUGUGUAUUUCUAAUUCUAUGAAUUACUGUUCUGUCAAGCAUUGUAUUCCAAGGCAGAUUUUUGUCACAUCCAUGUGAGAUUCUUAGUGUUCAGGAUGGCAGAUAACAGUUUGCCAACUCAUGCAGAUACAGAUCUCAUUGUAGUGGUGUAGGAGGACUAAGAACUGGGAAACGGAAUUUUCUUAAAGGUAUUGAAAUAAUUGAAGACAAAUGCCUACUAUAUACCACUUACCUUUUCAUUCUAAACAUCUGACUUAAUUGAAAACUUAACUUUAUUCAUUUCCUCCUGUGGCUUAAAUUAAGGGAGUUGUCUGUUUCAAGCAGUGUUUGGAUGGGGGAGUCUUAAAAACACGUAAACCAAAAGCCUUAAUUGCAUUUAAAUAGUCCAGUUUUAAAUAGAACUUAAAUAAAUUGUUUUUAUUGAUUAGUACUAGAUACCAUACAGCAGCUUAACACAUAAAUGUGGAGAGAGGAGAAUACUAAUCUUUGGUCUUUUUCCCUAAAUUGCAAGAAUGUGCAUUUCACAUGCAUUGUAACAGCCUGACAAAGUCAAGCGCGACUGGUCACAGGCACAAUUUAAAAUGUUCAGCACUCAUUAAUUGCAUAUAGACCAUAUUAAAGAAUUGUUUAGCAUUAUUGUGGUUGGUGACAACAAAGACAGUCUAACCUAAUGUUCCGUUUUCAGCAGCAGUCAGCCUCAGUAUAUUAGGCAGAGCAUAUAUUGAUGUCUUAUAGGACAUCUGUCUUACCAUGACUUACUACUGAGAGGUGUCAUACUGCUGUCUACCCACCCAUGUAUCUUAUCUGCUGUGUGUUAAAUCAAAUGUUAGUUUAGCUGGUACCCAUGCAGCUGAAGAUCCUUUUCCUCUAUCACUCUGUAUCACUCCCAAAACAUGGUUCUGAGGGUCCCUAAUCUCCCAGAGUGAUUUGGAGAACUGAGAAAAAAGGGUUGACCUGCCAGCAAUGUCUGCUGGUGGAAGGAUUUAAUUCUGUGUGAAGAUCUUGAAGGGUGAGUUGAAUGUAGUUUUUAAUCAAUUCUUCUAUAAACUAUUUGGUUUAUUUAAUUGUACUUUGUCCCUUUGCAGAAACUUAAAAGGGAAAUUCAGUGUAGGUAAAAUUAAAUAGUUUAUACUUGUUUAUUUGUGAUGGGUUUUCCCCCCAAACACCUGUUGCUUCAUUUUGUCUUGCUGUUACAUGGAUUUGGAUGUAUCGGUUUAUACUUAGUGAGCUGUGAAAGUCUCAACAUGCCAGAGAAAGUAGGCAAGGUGAAAACUAUUCAAGAGUUGUGCUCACUUUGCUGCUCCAGCUGCUAGGUAAGUAAAAAUCUAAUCCCAAGGAAGUGGAGGUUUUUCCCCAUUUGUGCUAUUUGUUACUCGGAUGUGACUGUGAUUCAGUUCUUUCUGCAAUUAAAGUCAUGUAGCACAAGGCUGAAUUUUGACAGACUUGUAGCUUCCCCCUGUCAAAUGAAAUUGGGAUUUACAUCAUUGACUGUUUUUGCUAACAGGAGUCCAACACAAAUCUUAUUUAUGAUUCUUUUGUAGUCUUCAUUUUCUGACUUGAAUAAAUUUACAUCCCCCCCCCGACUUUGGUGAAAUGCUAUAUACUAAUGUUGCUGACCAGAUGUGUUAUCAGCUUCUCUUCAGGGAAAAGACCUCAUACUCGUUGAAUUGUGAAUCAAACAAGAACAAAGUGCAUUCUGUAGGCUUUCCCUCUGAGCAUAUGCUUGGGUUUUGAACUAUGCCUUGCUAGAAGGGAAGUGUGUGGUGGGGGAUACUUCACCUUUAAAAUGUCUCAUUUGAAAGCUGAAAUCUGUGGCCCACAUGCAUGGCUGUUUGCAGGUCUGCAGCUUCUGUUAAAAAAUUGUUGUGGUGGUGAUAAUCAGCACAUACUGGCCCAGUUAAUAUCAGAUUGUAGGAGACUUGCAAGACAUGGAAACUUCUAAAGAUUCCAGUUAAAUUAUUGGAAAUUAUUAUAGCUUUCAAAAUAAAACUGCAGUAUCUUUCUUCUUUUACUUUCUUUUUUUUAAAGGGAUACUCUUCACAUUUCCCUUCCAUUAAUAGAAAGACCCUCAUAAGGGGAAACUGGAAUCCAGCAGAGGCUUCCCACUGUCUAAAGGAACCGAGGUGUGUUUUCACUACUUCUGCCUUCCCUCAGCACCACCUCUCACAUUGUUGAUGAGGGUGACCUGCCCUUUUGGAGCAGACUUUUAGACAGUACAGUUCUUUGGAAUGGAGGAAUUGGUGAAAUUGCCAUCUCACAUUAAAACCAGUGUGAAAAGCACUCUUCUGAGCAGAAGUCUGGAUCCAUCACUUUGCAUUCAGGGUUGUGUGAGCUUUGGGAGUUCAAAAUCAAGAUUAAAAUUGUGAACCAUGAUGUCCUCCAGAUCAUGUUUGACAGAUGGUGUUUCAUUAAAAUAAAAAAGUUAUGUAUUGUACUUAAAUAAUGGUUUACAAUAAAGUUUUGACAAUA